Molecule: messenger RNA, 873 nt
Organism: Vanrija pseudolonga
Lineage: Eukaryota; Fungi; Basidiomycota; Tremellomycetes; Trichosporonales; Trichosporonaceae
Exons: 5
Coding region: 1-705 (234 amino acids)
Source: RefSeq, a predicted model, not a curated record
AUGCCACCACGCACCCCACCACCACAGUCCAUGAUCCUCCCCACCCUCGCCCCGCCCGACGUCGACGACUCGACACGACAGAACUGGACCGACCCCUCGGGGCGGACAUACGAGGUCGUCUACCCCAACCCGGCGCGGAUCCCUUUCCGCUCACCGGGCAUCUCCAUCCUGGAACUGCCCUACCCACCGACUAUGGAUCUCUCCGGGUUCAGGUAUAAAUGCAAGUCUGUCACCUUGUUCUACCCCGCCGGCUAUAUCGACGACGACGACGAGGGGCACAUCUACUGGCCGCCGUUUGACGCGCGUUUGAUGCUCUCGCACAAGGACAGGCGCGUCCUCCCUCAGGACGUUGAUCUCCUGCAGCACCGCACCGGCUUCUCGUGCAGGCAGCAGAACCCAAACUACCUGAGCUUUUUAGGCCCCAUACCCAAAGAGUGCGACGUCGGGCCGAGCCUCAUCGCGUUCAAAGUCCCCAAGACGCUGAAGAACGCAAACGACGGCUACUUCUUCCGGUUUGCCAACGUGUCCGACCCGUCGAUCACGUACUACGAGACGGCGACGUUCCCGAUCUUCACUGAGCACAUUACGGACCCCCGGGACGCGCUGCUUGCGGCCUUGCUCGGCGUCGGGGUGUUCUUCAUGCUCCUCGUUGGUGCUUUCCGGCUGGCUGCACGCGAGCAGCGGACGGGAUCUGUGGCGAUCUAGGAGUGGAUGGAGGGUCAGUAAACACACGGUGCCGUCAUUGGUCUUGCCAGGGCUCACGAGGCGACGUUGGAUCUCACGUCUGACGUUGGAAUGUGUGGUGGUGGAUGACGUACGGUAUCGCAUCCAGUGCCUAUCACUCGCUUGUAUCCCAUUUCCGUCGCAUGCAAC